Molecule: messenger RNA, 1153 nt
Organism: Ruditapes philippinarum (Manila clam)
Lineage: Eukaryota; Metazoa; Mollusca; Bivalvia; Venerida; Veneridae
Exons: 4
Coding region: 138-440 (100 amino acids)
Source: RefSeq, a predicted model, not a curated record
UAACGGUUCACAAAAAAAUAAAUUAACACCGGCUCGAUUUAUUAAUGAUACGUGUAAAAAUACUUCCUUGGGUGGACAUUAUAUGAACAAGUGUUUUAAAAAAUUGGAUUUAUUGCUAAAAUCUCAGCAAUUGAAUUAUGAAGACACAAUAUUGUUUAGCACUGCUCUUGCUGCUAGUACCAGGAAACAGAGCCAUCUUAGUAAAUGUUGCUCUUGGAAAGAAAACUGAACAGUUUGGACGACAAGGAACAUGGCCAUCUUCAAAUGCAGUUGAUGGAGUGAAAGAAUGCCAGAAUAUCAACGACAAAUAUCUUACAUUAUCAGGAUACAGUGAUUUACCGUGGUGGAAGCUUGACCUUGGAGGAUUAUUUCAGAUUCAUCAAGUCAAUAUAUUUGGAAGGAACGACGCCCAAUUCAGUAGAUUCAAAGAUUCGUGGUAAUCGCAAACUGUUUGAUACAAUGGCAGGAUUUGUCUCAAAUUAUAUCACAGAAGUGUUUGGAUAUUAUGACUACAAACUAUUUGAAUACAUUAUAAAUUUCUCCGGUAUAUUCAUUGUGUUCGUAUACCAACAAAUCUGAAUAAUUACAUGGAGAUAUGGGAAAUGUACAAAGGCAAACUGUAAACUUUUAAUGUUUAAUAUUAGAUUUAAAUACUCAAAAUCUGGAUACAAAGUGAUCCCUCGGAAGCAUUAAUCACAACAAAAUUACACGAGAAUUGCAGACUCGGUUUGACUGAGUUUUUUCUGUACAUGAGGGAUAAUGAAUAAGUGCAACAUCACUCACGCCCCCUAGCACCGGCUUGAGCGGUAAUCAAGUCACCUGAUAAUCUUAUUGUUUGUUUGUUUGGAUUUUACGGCACGUCAACACAUAAAUGGCCAUAUCGUGCCGAAUGCUAUAAUCUUAUUACCAUGAAUAUAUACAAUUUGCAUUAAGAAGAGGCGUUGAAGUAUAAUAUAUUAGAGAAAAAAAGAUAUUCAAACAUUAAUUAAACUAGCAGACUUUCAUCUCACAGCGGUUUUAAACACGAAUUUCAAUAUGAAAACUCUUUAAGCAUUAUAAAUACAUGUCUCAAUAGAAUUAUUUGAACCAAAUUCAAUCUGAAAAUAUAAAACGCUAGGCACGAUAAUACUCCAGGAGAAAAUAUCGGAAUUUU